Messenger RNA from Terrapene triunguis (Three-toed box turtle), 404 nucleotides. RefSeq names its product cadherin-1-like. The transcript is spliced from 3 exons. Gene Ontology annotation, biological process: cell-cell junction assembly; adherens junction organization; cell morphogenesis. Gene Ontology annotation, molecular function: calcium ion binding; cadherin binding. The annotation marks the transcript as partial. NCBI's taxonomy places the organism in Eukaryota, Metazoa, Chordata, Testudines, Emydidae. Gene Ontology annotation, cellular component: catenin complex; membrane; adherens junction. The record is from RefSeq and is a predicted model, not a curated record.
GCCGCCCCAUGGCGCAGCCAGCCAGAGGGAGGCUCUCACAGGGCCAGCAGACAGCCAGAGCCAUGCGCUGCUCCACUCUCACCCUCCUCUUCCUCCUCACGCAGGACUUCUGCCCCUGCCUUCAGGCAGCUGGGCUGAUGGUCCCAAAGGCCAGCCCUGGCAAGAAGAGGCAGAAGAGAGACUGGGUCAUCCCUCCAAUCAACUGCCCUGAGAAUGAGAGGGGGCCCUUCCCCAAGCAGCUGGUUCAGAUCAAAUCCAACAGGGACAAAGAGACCAAGGUUUUCUACAGCAUCACGGGGCAGGGCGCAGACACCCCCCCUGUGGGUGUCUUCAUCAUCGAAAGGGAGACGGGGUGGCUGAAGGUGACGAAGCCACUGGACAGAGAGGACAUCAGCCACUACACG